Messenger RNA from Amaranthus tricolor (Joseph's coat), 564 nucleotides. RefSeq lists its product as uncharacterized. Gene Ontology annotation, molecular function: nucleic acid binding. The transcript has 2 exons. Gene Ontology annotation, biological process: DNA integration. The coding region runs from base 1 to 564 and encodes 187 amino acids. The record is from RefSeq and is a predicted model, not a curated record. NCBI's taxonomy places the organism in Eukaryota, Viridiplantae, Streptophyta, Magnoliopsida, Caryophyllales, Amaranthaceae.
AUGAUAGAGUACUGUGACAGAUUCAACAUUCAAAUUCGAUUCAGUUCAGUAUCUCGACCUCAAACCAAUGGCCAAGUGGAGUCGGCAAACAAUGAAAUUCCGAACGGCAUCAAAAAGAAAAUAGAAGGGGCAAAAGAAACUUGGGAUGAAGAACUACCCAGAAUUUUGUGGACAAGUAGAAUAACAAUCAAAGAGGCAACAGGACAUACCCCUUUUUCCUUGGUAUACGGGUCUGAAGCCGUGCUUACAGUGGAAAUCGAUAUACCCUCCACAAGGAUUACCUAUUACUCACAUAGCGAGAACGAAGAAGAGAAAAUAAUGAAUUUGGACUUGUUACUAGAAACAAGGGGAAAUGCACUCUACGGGGAAGAUAAUAGAGAGAGGAAAGCUGGGAGCCAACUGGGAUGGCCCAUUCAAAACUAUCCGCUCCAUCAAACCAGGGACGUUCGAAUUAGAAGAUAUGAAAGGGAAAAGGCUACCCCGCUCAUGGAACGGAGAUCACUUGAAGAAAUACUCCAUUUAACAAGAUCUGCAAGGGGCCACAGGAAAAAUAAGAUAGGAUAA